AUGUCCCACGGAACGCGCAGCACGGUCUCGGUCGGUUCGGAACGCCGAGUGGUCAAGACUCUCAACAGAGCAGGAACCCGGGCUUAUAUGCCCAAACAACAUGACGGCGAAGAUUACGGUGCGGACAUCAUUGGGUUUUAUCGAAAAACCCUAAUGUUGAUCCAAUGUCAGAAUAACAGCCGGCGGGCAAUGACACCGGACAUAGUGUGGGAAUUAAAAACGACUCUUCUGACAAUAUGUCCCAACAAUACAGUUGGGAUAUUGGUGGCCAACGACUUUUGCGCUGGAACAAGAAUGGCCGCAGAAGAGCCACCACACAACAUCAUUCUCGCUACUGAGAAUGAUGUGCUUGAGAAAAUAGCGCAAGUUUUCUCAACACGUCCGUACGAUCCAUCACCGCAGGUCGAUGCAAUAGCUGAACUGCUGAUGGAUCGAAUAAAACAACUCGAGUUUCAACUCGAAACCGAGAGCACAAAUUUAGAUAGAUCAAGAAAAGAGAGGGAGGCCUUCGAACUUCAACAAGAGAGAAGGCUCUCCCAUAUUUUUUAUAUGCUUAUUUUUAUUUUAAUAUGUAUUCUUGCAGGUGUUGCUACAUUUGU
Molecule: messenger RNA, 599 nt
Organism: Paraglomus brasilianum
Lineage: Eukaryota; Fungi; Glomeromycota; Glomeromycetes; Paraglomerales; Paraglomeraceae
Source: the annotation of a GenBank genome assembly